Messenger RNA from Tetrahymena thermophila SB210, 2124 nucleotides. RefSeq lists its product as hypothetical. The transcript has 2 exons. Lineage: Eukaryota; Ciliophora; Oligohymenophorea; Hymenostomatida; Tetrahymenidae. The record is from RefSeq and is a predicted model, not a curated record.
AUGAAUAGUAUAAUAAGAAGAAGCAAUACAAUAAACCCAAAUUUUAACUUGAAUGACUCAAGUCCUACAUCUUUGCAAAAGAAACAAAGAUUAGAGAGUCUUCAUGCAGAAAUUCAAGAAGAGUAGCUUUCUGAAUUUGCUAAAUACUACAGAAACGAAGUAAGAAAAGAAUCAUUGAUUAACUCUCAAUCUAUUUUGAAGGAUUAGUUAAAUAGUAACAACAAUAAUAGUAAUAAUUAUAAUAAUCAAUUACAUUCCAAAUAAACAAUUGAUAUGAGUGAUCUUAAUGAUGAAAACCAUAGUAGAGUCUCAUUUGAAGCUUUAAGUCCUCUAAAAAGAACAAGCAAAAGCUUGGCUAUGAAUAAAUGCGUUUACUCUUCAGGAUUUCCUUAAUUAUCUACUUGUUUAAGUUUUUAAAAUUCAGAAAUUAAAAGUCCUAACUUUUGCUAAUCCUAAAAGAGAGUUGACUUUUCACCAUUAUAAAAUUCUAAUUCUAAGCAAGGUUAACUUGAAAGCUUUAGAAGUGCUACCGAAACUAUUUAAUUAAUUAAAAUGUAAAACACAUUUCUUAAAAAACAAAUUAAACCAUAAAAUUAACAAUUUUUGGAGAAAUGCCUUGGAUAACUUCCUGAUUAAAACAGAGGAAGUGGGUUUUAAACACCAACAAAAUCUUAAAAAUACAUCCCAUUUAAUCAUUCAACUAGCAGUAAAUCUAGUUUUGUUAAAUUUGAUGCUUUCUCUCAACAAAGAGGAGUGCGUCUGUAAGAAAUGGACUUUCUUACAAGAUUAAAUAACGAUAGCUAAAAUACAAUUAAAACUGAUAAACCUAGUUCUUUAAAAGUAUAGAGAGCAACCUCUUUAACUGAGUUUAUGAAAACUAGAUAAUCAACAGAUAGAAUAAUAGAUUCAAAGAGAGAAAGUAGUUUUCAAGAAAAACAACAGCCAGAAGAUCAUUUUUAAAAAAAAGCCCUCAGAAGGUAGAAUUAAAAUACUCGUUCAUAGAGCUAAAUAUUUAUUCACAAAGAUAAAGAUUUCACAAUGAAUAGUCCUUUAAAUUUUAGCAAGCAUUUAAAAUCUCUAGAACAAUUAUACUAAUCAGAGAAAAAUAGAAGAAAAAUUAGGAGAAUAGCUGAAGAUUUGACCAAAAACUUUAGAGAUAGCAAUUCAGAUAUACAAAAAAAACCAAUUAAAAUUAUCAUUUAAUAAGAUUUAGAUCAGUCCAUUAAAAAAAAGGAGACUAAAAGUCAAAGCAGAAAGUCUUCAAUUGAAAUUACAGAGUAAAUUCACUAUUUCAAAAAGCAGAGAAAUGAGCCUGCAGCUUCAUAAGACUAUUUAUAAAAAGAAAGAAAGUCAAUAUUGCUUGGUAGUAAUUCUUAAUUUAGUCAUAUUAUAAACAGCUCUAAAUAAACGGUAUCACCUCCAAAUAGCUUAUCAGCAAUUGCAGAUAAGCAUUUUUAAGACAAAUAGGUGGAGGAUAAAAUAAAUAAUUCUAUAAAAUUAGCAAAAGAAACUCAUAACUAUUUACAAAAAUUAUUUUCUUUGAACAUCAGUAGAUAAAAAAUAGUUAAAAUUUUAAAAAGUUUUUUGUCUGGAUAAUCUCCAUUAUUGAAUAUACUUUUAGAUGAGAAUAAAUAAAAUUUAAAUUAAGAAAUAAAUGCAAAAAUGCUAGAAGAUUUAAUUAUUAGCAAUGAAAAUUAGACUUAAGAAGAAAAACUGUUGAUUGAACAUGAAUUAAUUUACGUUUGUACUAAAAUACAAGAAUAUAUUCUCUAACAAGAAAUACAAUAGUGUGAAAUAUACAAAUAAGACAUUCUUAAUGGUUGCUAAAAUCUCCAAGAUAUUGCAAACAGCAUCAACAUAAGAAAUAAGACCCACAAAAUUACAGCCUUUAAAACUUUAGAAAGUUUGUCCUUUAUGAGUAACCAUAUGUUUAACAAACAGCACUCCAUAGUUGAUUAGCUGGUAAAAUCAGAAAUAAAAUUUGGGUAGUUGCAAUUUGUAAAUCAAUAAAAUUUGAGUAUGAAUAAACAAAUAGAAAAUAAAAUAGAAAAAAUGGUAAAAACAAGAUAAAACCAAAUUAAAAUGAUCAAUAUUUUCAACAACUAAAAAAAAGAAGAAUUAUGA